This is a messenger RNA of Talaromyces atroroseus, 5967 nucleotides long. RefSeq lists its product as hypothetical. Gene Ontology annotation, biological process: intracellular signal transduction. The coding region runs from base 1 to 5967 and encodes 1988 amino acids. Gene Ontology annotation, molecular function: protein binding; guanyl-nucleotide exchange factor activity. NCBI's taxonomy places the organism in Eukaryota, Fungi, Ascomycota, Eurotiomycetes, Eurotiales, Trichocomaceae. The record is from RefSeq and is a predicted model, not a curated record. The transcript has a single exon. Gene Ontology annotation, cellular component: cytoplasm.
AUGCCUGACGGAGACGACGACCAUGACCCUUCCUCUGUUCAACAGCACCCCCAUUCUCCCCGAUGGCCUGAACAACCCUCUUCCCAUCAGUCACACCGACCCUCCUUGGACUUUCUCCCGCUCAAUCGUCUCUCAACCCUAACCGUCUCAUCUCACGACGGGCCCUUUCUACCGGGAGCCUCCUACCAUCCCGAAGCGCUGGAGUCUCAUGGUACAUGUACCUCUGGCAGCCAAGCAGACAAAGUCCACGCCGAACAGACCCCGUCCCCCGAUCCCAACGACGUCUAUCGUCCUUAUGCCAUUGAUGAUGCGCAAAAAAGUCCUGCCCUAGGUAGCCUGCUGCCACCCGCGGACGUUGGCCUUGGAAUGACAGCAAUUACUUCUGCUCCUCGCUCUCCUGAUUUCCCGAAACACUUUGAUUCUUCUUCCUACUCCCACAACCGGUCUACUCCCCGGCCAUAUCAACUGCGCUCCCCUUCUCAGGAUUCCAACUUAUCGUCCGGAGAUAUUGCUCUUCGCCCGCAACCAUUGUCAUUUGUUGGUGCACGAAACAGGCAGGCCUCGUUCAAAGACCUGGUUGAACGCUUUAACAAAAACGUGGACGAGAUUCCACCCAUACCAAGUGCCUUGUCGUCUCGAGCCACAAGUCCGUCGCCUGCAUUAAACAGCCGCAGUCGGUCCGGAACUGAGACGAUCGAGGGCCAACUUCGUCACGCCGACAAAUCUCCUCCGAUAUCCUUCCCGCCUGUACCGAAAUACGACAAACACGACCAACCACAGUCUUCACUCUAUCCGAAUCCUCACUUCUCCCCUUCCCAAAAGCACAGCGGUGAAGGUAUCACACGGCGACCGCUGUUCGGAGAUCUUUUGACUAUUGACACCGCUGUGAAUAAUCAGCUGGGACAUGGUACUCUUCCGUCUCACAUCCGUCGCAGAGGCUCAGAAAGCAGCAUACCAAGCCCUCAUCCAUUCUUCAUCGAGAACUCAGGACCUGGAGGCCUAGGUCCGGUAAUUUCUCCAACAUCACCAACGGCGUGGUACUUAGGCUACACCCAGUCACUCGAGUCUGUCAAUAAAAGUCUACCUGAUACUGGCAGCCGUAAGUCCCGUCGUACAAGAAGUGACGCUUCCUGGACUACUAUGAGACCUGUCGUGGGAAGCCCGUUGGAGGCCCAAAUGGCUGGCACCUCACUGCAAGAGCCAGUAUCCGCAACAACACCGGAUAACUCUCAUACUACAAAAUCUCGCAUUCCUGUUGCGAACAGACGUGCCUCAGAUUGUUCUAGCCCUUCGUCUCCCUCAACCCGAACAAACUCAGCCUUGGGUUAUCAUCUCAACAAUAACACCAAUUUUACCUCGAACCAGGUCCCGCUUGCUCCGAAAGGCAGUAGUCGUCUUCCAAAGCCUCUCAAUUUAAUGACAACUUCAGGAGUCACGAGUCCAGAGCGGAAUAUACCCGUCACCCCUACUAUAAAAUCACCUAACCGCCGAAAUGUCAUGCAUACGCAUGGGAGUCCUCGCCAAGCGCAGGAUAAAGGGUCUCUCAAGGUCUACGUUUCCGCGCCACCGCCCAAGACGUCUCCUCCAUUACGAAGCUCUAGACCUCGGCAGCCAGUAUCGGCAGCCAGUACCGCAGCAUCCCGUGCAAAAGUCGUUGAUCGUGUUUCUCGUUUCCAGACGUCCCAAAGCUCUGAUGACCGUACGCGAAAUUCCCGAACCAGAACACGAAAACCACCCGAGCUAGGCAAUGUUGACUUCGCGGCACGCCGACAACGGAUUCAGCAAGCUUUCAACAAGUCUGUUCAGGAGACGGUCAAGAAAGAGGAAGAAGCUGCCGAGCGUCGAAGACUAGCCCGCUAUAAAAGGGAUGAACAAGUGCGAUCAAUGCUCAUUCGUGAGGGCGAGCUUCGCAAGAUGGCGUCUAUGGAGUCUACAACAACGCCUGUUCAGCUACAUGCGAAUGAAAUCCCAGAAUCAGCCCAGCCAAAGGAGGUGGAGGAGAGCAACGUCGCAUCGCUACCUUUCGUAACACCGGAAAACCAGAAUUUCACCCACAGCUUAUCUAUCGAUACCAGCAACCUCUACACUCAGCAAUCAGAAGUUGUAUUACCUGAAGCUCACGUCAGUGGGGCAGACUCCCCAACACUGGGUAUAUCGACAGCACCCACUAUCCGGCCUUCUUCGACGUUCGUCAAUGCUUCCCUAGAUGACAUUCCACCAUUGUCCGCAGUCACGGCAGCCACGAAUGAUUCCGGUUCCACUAAUUUUGACCCUGAACCGCAAGUGGGCCUCGAUCACCAGGAAUCGCAUCGCAAUCUGCUCAGUCGCAUCAUGCAGCUUCGAGAGUCAAGUUCUAGUGAUGAAUGCGACGAAGAUGAAGAAGACGAUGAUGAUGACGACGAAGACGACGAGGACGAUGACAACGUACUUUGCGACGAGGAAAAUGAGAAGGAGUCAAUUCGUAUCAUGCUCGAUCCCGCUCGGUCUACCUUCUUCUUGGAUGGAAUAGACACUGGUGAUAAUAAACAUCUUCCAGUCAGUCAAAAUAUAGAAAAAGACACAACAAGCCAUGAUGACCCCAACAGAUGGAGCAUGGCAUCGUGGACUUCUUCCACGGGAGAGCAACAAUCGAGUUCAGAUAGCCAGUGUGACGCUGACGAUGAACCAUCGCUCUCGAUCGAACGGGAUAACCAAUCAUUAUAUCAUUUGAAGCCAGCAGCAGCAGAUAGCCCGCGCCGUCAGUCUACUUAUGACUAUCUUCACGCCAAUUUAACGACAAGCCCCGGUACUCAUAGGCGCCAACAUUCACACCCCGAUAGCUUGAUUCGACAAGGAGGCUGGGAUUCUAAACGUGUUACGCAACUCUACUUGCAGGAACUGGCACGUGGCGGAUUCCGGCAGUCAUUCGACCGACCUUGGGAAAUCGUUCAACGAGGCGAAGCGAGUGAGAACCUAUCUAAGCCCGAUAGUCUCAAAGACGAACCGGUUAUGGUGCCACGCGUCCGGGAUCUAUCUUCAAAGGAUAGCCUUUCACACCGGGCGAGUCUGAGCUUGCGAGAUGAUUGGGAAAAUGCGUCGCCAUCAAUCGCAGACUGGAUGCAGGUGGCUGCAGAAGAUGAGCCAUCGGCGAUAACUCCGCAAAAUGAAGUCGUGAUUCACGACUCUAGCAGUGACAAUAAACCUCAGAACUCGACGAUGGAAGCUUCAGCCCCUGCACCUCAACAGGCCCAUAGUUCCUGGGAUGGACUUGGCCUUGCAAUUCACGUACAAUCCCCCGUGGACGAAACAAGAAUGUCUCCUUUACCGCCAAUGCCUACCUAUAGUCCUCCUCCAGCUCCGAAAGCGACUGAAGGUUUAGAGGCUCCCCUUUCGCAAACCCCUGCGCCACAGUCUGUAUCACCAAGCAUUUAUACCAGCCAACCGCCGUCAAGCAACAUAUCCAGCUCUCCCUUUCCUGCAUUCGAAGAACAACAGACACUACGCCACAGUGAAGACUCGUAUUUGACACAGACCGGUUUCACGCAUUCGCCAGCCACUGUGGCAUCGUCUGCCACCUCGCAAAAUCACAUUCCUGCUCCUGACCCCGCUGGAGAAGCUCCAAGUGGUUCACCAACGCCUGAACAGAAGAAGUUGAAGCAACGCCGUAAUGUGAUCAAGGAACUUGUUGAUACAGAAUACACCUAUGGCCGCGAUAUGAAGGUGGUGGACGAUAUCUACAAAGGCACCUCCAGCUCCUGCUUAGAUCUCUCUGCAGAUGAUGUCAAAGUUCUCUUUGCAAAUUCCGACCAGAUUGUUCAGUUUUCUAUGAACUUUCAAGACGCCCUGAAACAUGCAGCCAAGAGUGUGUACGUGAUGCCGAAAUCUCAACGAUGGGGCAGUAAACAAGGGAAUCAAAGUGGCAGGAAUAUUUCACCAGCAGAAACGCAAAACUCCACUGCUGACUUAUCUAGUGUUGAGCAAGAUCAGCUUACCUUUGUGGGCCAUGUCUUCAUGGAGAAUAUCGGUCAUAUGGAGAAGGUUUACACUGAAUAUCUCAAAAACCAUGAAGCUGCCAACAAGAAAUUACAAGUGCUCCAACAAAAUCCUAAAGUUGAAAUCUGGUUAAAAGAAUGCCGUGAUUGGGCCGCUGAUCUCACAGACGCCUGGAACUUGGAUGCUUUACUAGUGAAGCCUGUGCAGCGUUUAGUGAAAUAUCCUCUCCUUCUCACACAGCUGAUUAACGCCACCCCAGAGAGCCACCCAGACCACACCGCUUUAGUGCAAGCCCUCGAAGGGGUCACUAAAAUCUCAGUUCGGAUCAACGAUCUGAAGAAACGCGCGGACGUUGUAGGUCAGGUUGUCAGCAGCCGGAAACGCAAGGAUUCUGAUGUUCGGCUGGGAUUUUCCAAAGCGUUUGGUCGUCGUACUGAAAAGCUCAGGCAACAGGUUGGUCUUUCCGAAAUGUUCGAGGACACGGACUAUAAUGCGUUGGCGAACCGCUUCAAUGAACAUUUCUUUCAGCUGCAAGUAGUUAUGCGUGAUGUGGAAAUGUACACCCGGGAAAUCAAGUCGGGCAUGGACAUGUUCAAUAAUUACGUCGCUGCUGUCCAUGGUUGUGUCGACGCUGCGCAGUCUAACUAUGCUGAGAUUGAAAGCAAAUGGCAUAGGUUACGGGUAUAUGUGCGGGAAGUCAUGAGUGUUGUUCUUCCCGAACAUAUUGCAGCUGUUCGCAAAGGUGUAAUCGACCCUAUGCUCACCUUACUCAAGCUAUACGAAGGUCCACAAAAGGUAAUGACUAAGCGAAAUAAGAGAUUGCUUGACUAUGCCCGAUACAAGUCUGUGAAAGACCGCGGUGAUAAGCCUGAUAAACGCACUACGGAGCAGGGAGAGCAGUUCUCGGUUUUGAAUGACGCGUUGAAGGAUGAGCUUCCACGGCUUUUCAAUCUUACAGCUAAGCUUAUGGAAGCAUGCUUAAAGAAAUUUAUAUCUAUUCAACAGCAAUGGUACCAGAUCCUCCAACAGAAACUGGGCCCCAUCCUUGAUCGCUAUCCAGGGGAUCUGCCAAGCAUUGUCGACGAUUGGACAGCGGAUUUCUCCUUUGCCGACGCACAAAUCAUGUCCUUAGCGCUCUGCAAUGGUGCUCUUCUUUCCGAAGCCGGCAAUUUAGUUAAUUUCAAUGCUCCUGCAGCAGAUGGGACAACCUCGCCCCGGCGACCGUCUACUGUGACCAACUCCAGCGCUCGUACUACAUCGGGGACGUUUGAGAGCUCACCAAAAGUGUCUUAUGACCUCGGCACCAAUGGCACUUCAAUCCAUUCGUAUGGUAUGGAUGGCCAGUCUGAUUAUCACUCUAUUGGAUCUCAGUCAUAUGUCACCGGCGCUUCCCAUGCGCGUGCUAGCUCAUCGUUCUCUGGCGCGGCUCGUACGGUGGCGAGUGCGGGAGUGAGUACGAGAGCUAGUGCAGAAGCCGUGAAUGGGCAAAUUGGAAAUGGAGUUGUGGCAAGUGCAUUAUCUCCAGCACGGCCCAGCACAGGGUCAACCGGUCGCCAAACAGAUUCAUCUCAUACCGCUCCCCGGUUGAGUCUUGAUAUGCCUUUCAUGCGAGAUCCUUUGCUUCAUGAUACGCAUGAUCUGAACAAUAGAACAAUCGAGUCAACUGCAUCUCCCGCUCGCUUUUCGGGAUUUUUCUCGUCUGCAAUGCCUAUGGCUGAUUCGCCUAUGCAAGAGGCUCCGAUACCUCCCGCUCCCGCUCCCGCACCAACGAGCAAUUCAGAUCCGAAAGUACUAUUCCUUGCGGCUAGCUUGUAUGAGUUUAACAUUGACAAGUCACGGCGCGAAGCCGGGUAUCCCUAUCUUACCUACACCGAGGGUGAAGUGUUCGAUGUUAUCGGUGAAAAGGGCGAGCUAUGGCUCGCUAAGAAUCAAGAUGAUCCCUCAGGUCAAGUCGGCUGGAUAUGGACACAGCAUUUUGCAAAGUUGCCUGGUUGA